AUGUCUGGCCGUGGAAAGGGUGGCAAGGGUCUCGGCAAGGGUGGCGCCAAGCGUCACCGCAAGAUCUUGCGUGACAACAUUCAGGGUAUCACCAAGCCCGCUAUCCGCCGUCUCGCCCGCCGUGGUGGUGUCAAGCGUAUCUCCGCCAUGAUCUACGAGGAAACCCGUGGUGUCCUCAAGACCUUCCUCGAGGGUGUUAUCCGUGACGCUGUCACCUACACUGAGCACGCCAAGCGCAAGACUGUCACUUCUCUUGACGUUGUCUACGCUCUCAAGCGCCAGGGCCGUACCCUCUACGGUUUCGGUGGCUAA
Penicillium chermesinum is the source of this 312-nucleotide messenger RNA. Its product is annotated as histone H4. The coding region runs from base 1 to 312 and encodes 103 amino acids. Gene Ontology annotation, cellular component: nucleosome. Gene Ontology annotation, biological process: nucleosome assembly. NCBI's taxonomy places the organism in Eukaryota, Fungi, Ascomycota, Eurotiomycetes, Eurotiales, Aspergillaceae. The record is from RefSeq and is a predicted model, not a curated record. The transcript has 3 exons. Gene Ontology annotation, molecular function: DNA binding; protein heterodimerization activity; structural constituent of chromatin.